Molecule: messenger RNA, 2070 nt
Organism: Corylus avellana
Lineage: Eukaryota; Viridiplantae; Streptophyta; Magnoliopsida; Fagales; Betulaceae
Product: Core-2/I-branching beta-1,6-N-acetylglucosaminyltransferase family protein
Cellular component (GO): membrane
Molecular function (GO): glycosyltransferase activity
Source: RefSeq, a predicted model, not a curated record
CUCACUCUCGCUUUCUCUCUCCAAAUCUCCCACUUAGUUUUCUAAGUUCUAUCAACAUCGUCAACUACCCCACUCUCUCUCUGUAAAAUCCGAUACGCGUUUUGAGUCUCAGCAUCUCCGAAACGUUUCGCUGAUCCAAAUCCCCACUGCUCACAUACUGUUCAACCCUCCAAUCCCAUCAAAUAUUCCGAACUAUUCGUAUCUUGUUUCAUCAAAGCGAUUCGAGUUCGCUGUCUCUCUCUCUCUCUCUCUCUAUCGCUCUCUUUCGUCGUGGAGUUUAUUUCGUUUCUCACCAUUUUUUUUACCCAAUUUUCUCGAUUAUCUAACUGUUUUUGAAGUUAAAAUGGAUCAAAAUUCUGCUUCGCAUUUCACAGUUCGUUCUUGAUUAAUCAACCACCUCAAUCCGAUUACCAUUUUCAAGAAUUCAAAUAUCUUUUCAAGAACCUGACAUUCAAAUAUCUUUUUCUUUUUUUCGUUUUUAAGAAUCCAAUUAGCAUUUGAAGAAGUUGGGGUUCAUUCCAAAAAGCCUUUUCAAGAAUUCAAACAGUUUUCGAAGAAGCUAUGGCAAUUCAAAUAGCUUCCAGAGAAGCUGGAAUUCAAAUAGCUCUGUAAACAGAGAGAGACAGAGGAAUUUCAAAGUUAUUGCAAAUUUUGGAUUUUGAUCUAACCCAAUGGGUCGGACGAGCAGUAAGAUCGGAAACAGAGAUGAAGCCGCAGAGAAGCACACGGGUCUGUCAAAAAUGGUUCAAAUCCUCUCAUUUCUAGUGGUCUUCGUCGCCGGCGUGGUGAUCGGCCUUGCCACCACGUCGCACAUUGACCGCCACUACAUCGCCUCGCAGGCCGAGCUCUACUCUAAUUGCGCCGUCGGCACAACCACGGUCGUGAAGGAGUGCGAGAAGCCCGUGGACUGUAUGAGCAUGGAGGCGUUUCUCAAGCCGAGCAAUGUGACGCAUGGAAUGUCGGAUGACGAGCUCUUGUGGAGGGCGUCGAUGGUGCCCAGGAAAAAUGAGUAUCCCCACAAGACGAGAGUGCCGAAGGUGGCCUUCAUGUUCUUGACGAGAGGCCCUUUGCCGAUGUUGCCUUUGUGGGAGAGAUUCUUCAGAGGGGGGCGUGGCGGAGAGUUGUUCUCUAUCUAUGUUCACUCGCCUCCGGGAUACAAGCUCAAUGUGUCCCGGAACUCGCCCUUUUAUGGCCGUCAAAUUCCGAGUCUGAAUGUUAGAUGGGGAACAGCAACACUAUCUGAUGCUGAGAGACGCCUUCUAGCCAAUGCCCUGCUUGACUUUUCAAAUGAGCGAUUUGUUCUUCUUUCUGAGAGCUGCAUCCCGGUCUAUAACUUCCCAACUGUCUACAAAUAUCUUACUGGUUCUGCACACAGCUUUGUUGAGUCAUAUGAUGACCCUUCCCGAUAUGGACGCGGUCGCUACAGUCGCCACAUGCUUCCCUAUAUAAAUCUCCGUCAAUGGCGGAAAGGGUCUCAAUGGUUUGAACUUCACCGCGCGCUGGCUGUUAGUAUCAUUGCUGACACCAUGUACUACACCCUCUUCAGGAAACAUUGUCUACCUGCUUGCUACCCAGAUGAACAUUAUAUUCCAACUUACCUGAACAUGUUCCAUGGUUCGCAGAAUUCGAAUCGGACCGUGACUUGGGUUGAUUGGUCAGUGUCGGGUCCUCACCCGGCAAAGUAUGAAAAAGCAAAUAUUACAGAAGAUUUUAUACAGUCUAUAAGGAAUAACGGCACACUCUGUCGUUAUAAUUCUGAGAUGACAUCUGUUUGUUAUCUCUUUGCUCGGAAGUUUGCUCCAAGUGCACUGGAACCUUUGCUCAACCUCACCUCAACAAUAAUGGAAUUUUGAAAAUUCUGAUUCUGCAGAGAUUUUUUUAGAAAUUUUUUCAGAGUUUCUCGAUUUUGUUAGGGCAUUAUUGGUGGUUUGCCAACCAUAGUACUGUUGGCUCAGUGAUUUUUGUUUUGGUAUAAAUGUACAGGUAGUUUUGUAAGAGAAUAUCUCAUUGUUGCACAAAUUUUGAGAGGAGAAUUUGUCAGCCCUUUAGAGGAAAAAAAAAAUCAUUAAU